This is a messenger RNA of Vitis vinifera (wine grape), 561 nucleotides long. Lineage: Eukaryota; Viridiplantae; Streptophyta; Magnoliopsida; Vitales; Vitaceae. The record is from the annotation of a RefSeq genome assembly.
AUGAGUUGGCGAUCAGAACGUAUAUGGAUAGAACUUAUAACGGGGUCUCGAAAAACAAGUAAUUUCUGCUGGGCCUUUAUCCUUUUUUUAGGUUCAUUAGGGUUCUUAUUGGUUGGAACUUCCAGUUAUCUUGGUAGGAAUUUGAUAUCUUUAUUUCCGUCUCAGCAAAUAAUUUUUUUUCCACAAGGGAUCGUGAUGUCUUUCUACGGGAUUGCCGGUCUCUUUAUUAGCUCCUAUUUGUGGUGCACAAUUUCGUGGAAUGUAGGUAGUGGUUAUGAUCGAUUCGAUAGAAAAGAAGGAAUAGUGUGUAUUUUUCGUUGGGGAUUUCCUGGAAAAAAUCGCCGGAUCUUCCUCCGAUUACUUAUGAAAGAUAUUCAGUCCAUCAGAAUAGCAGUUAAAGAGGAUAUUUAUGCCCGUCGUAUCCUUGUCCUUUAUAUGGAAAUCAGAGGACAGGGGGCCAUUCCUUUGACUCGUACUGAUGAGAAUUUGACGCCACGAGAAAUGGAACAAAAAGCUGCUGAAUUAGCCUAUUUCUUGCGUGUACCGAUUGAAGUAUUUUGA